CCGUUCGCCCUAACUUCUCGUUGCCUCUGGCUUUUUCACACUCUCCUCUUCUCCUCGCGUUGUCUGGUCGGUCUCCAAGGCCCGAUUCAGCUGGCCGGCAUAACAAAUUCCCAUGCCGAGGGGGAGAGACGAACCCGGUUGACUGACCUCGCAUUUGUCGUCUCUGCUGUCUACCAAAAAGGACGGGCCAACGAGGCGUGUCCUUCAUGGGCUCUGACUCGAGCUCAGCAACAGGUCUCGACAGGAGAUGAGGCGAAAUCGACACGCAUACACAUGGUUGCGUCAGUCUGUCCGAGCCUGUUCGGCCGAAUCCGUCCAAUCCCCUAA
Messenger RNA from Protopolystoma xenopodis, 327 nucleotides. The record is from the annotation of a GenBank genome assembly. NCBI's taxonomy places the organism in Eukaryota, Metazoa, Platyhelminthes, Monogenea, Polystomatidea, Polystomatidae.